CGUUUUUUUUGUUCAACUCUAAUUACCAAUAAUAAACAAAAUGGAUAAAAUAAAGUUCAAGUCACAAUUAUCAUCGAUAUCAAUCCAACAAUUAUCGGUGAAUAUCCAACAAGUGAAGUUUAUUCUAAUCAUCUCAUUAACCACUAAUUUAAUUGUUCUAUGGUUAAAUUGUGUCAGUGUGUUGGCUGAUUUUACUCAAAAUAAGAGACCAUCAACUCGGAUAGUUACAACUAAAUAUGGAUCAUUACGAGGUGUUCACAUUAAUUUACCACACAAUUUACAGCCGGUUGAAAUGUUUCUAGGUAUUCCAUAUGCUAGUCCACCUACUGGUAAAUUAAGAUUCAUGCCUCCGGUUACUCCAGCUCAUUGGAGUGGAAUCAGAAAUUCUGAUAAACAUGGUCACGUUUGUCCACAAAAUUUACCAAAUAUUACCAAUGAACCGGAAACACUACGUCGGAUGACCAGAGAUCGACUUUUCCAAUUGAAAAGGUUGAUCCCAUUACUUCAAAAUCAAAGUGAAGACUGUUUAUACCUCAACAUUUACACUCCGGCACCUAAAGAAUCUUCAUCAUCUUCACCCUCAUCGCCUCAUCACCAUCAAAAUCAUCAUCGCCAUCCUGUUGUUGUUUUCAUUCAUGGGGAAUCAUAUGAAUGGAAUUCAGGUUCUGUCUAUGAUGGAUCAGUUUUAUCUUCUUUUGGUAAUCUGAUUGUUGUAACAAUAAACUAUCGCCUUGGUGUCUUAGGUUUUUAUCCAGCCAUGGACGGGUCAUCUAGAGGUAACUUUGGCCUAAUGGAUCAAGUAGCCGCUCUUCAUUGGGUCCAGGAAAAUAUCAUUGAAUUUGGAGGUGAUCCGAGUAAUGUUACAAUCCAUGGACAUGGACAUGGAGCUGCAUUGGUCAACCUGCUCAUGUUAUCACCAAUGGCUAAAGGUUUAUUUCACCGAGCGAUUAUGCAAAGCGGAUCAGCUUUAUGCCCUUGGGCACUUGCCUUUAAUGCGAUAAAAUAUGGCCGUGAAUAUGCUCAAGCGAUCGGAUGUUAUUCUGAGGAAUCGAAAAGUUCAAAUAUUGUUGAUUGCCUUCGACAUAAAACAAUCGCCGAAUUACUUUCCGUCCAAAUAGCGACACCUCGAUUUCUAACAGGCUUUGGUCCAAUGGUUGAUGGGAUUAUCGUAGCCUCUGACCCUUUGACCAUGAUGAAUGACCCAACCUCAACCUUUUCCUCAUAUAAUUUGAUAAUUGGUGUCACUCGCCUUGAAUCGUAUAACUUGUUCAGUUCAAUUGACUUCGAUGAGGGACUAAAUGAGUCUCGACGUGAUAAAAUUAUCCGAACCUUAGUCCGUAAUAUUUACACUUAUCAUCUUCAGGAAAUUUAUCUAACAAUCAGCAAUGAAUACACUGAAUGGUCACAAUCAAAUCCCAACAAUCAAUUGACUCUUGAAUCAUUGACUGAACUAUUAAGUGAUGCCCUGUUCGUAGGUCCAGUGGUCAAGACUGCCCUUAUUCAUUCAAAAUCAACCAAAGCAACCAAAUUAUAUUAUUUUAGUCAUACCUCUAAUCUCAUGUUAACAAAUCAUUCCCGCCUUGUCUCUGUCCAUGGUCAAGAUUUACCUUACGCUUUGGGAACUUAUUUACUUCCAGAAUAUCAUCCAGUUAAUAAUCAUUCACGAAUUGAUUUGAUACUCUCUGAGAUUAUGAUGAAAUAUUGGUCAAAUUUCAUUAGAGAUGGUGAUCCAAAUGGUAAAACUAACACAACAUCAACAUUAAUCUCAAAUGGUCAAGAAUCAAGGUCCGAAUCAAAUCACCAUUGGCCUUCAUAUGAUUACCUUCAACAACAAUAUCUAGUGUUAAAUACCAAGCUCAAGUUGAAGGAUCAUUAUCAUGCCCAUCGUCUUUCAUAUUGGCUUAAUUUGAUUCCUAAACUUCACUCACCAGGAAGUUCAGCUUUCGGUGAUCACCAUUUUCUAGAGGAUCAUGAUAAUCUGGUCACUUAUGAUGGUCAUGUCCGAAGUUCUGUGUUAGUGGCAAACUCUGGACUUGAUCGGGUUCCUGAAUUACCUGCUAAUCGGACAGAGCUUAUGAUUUAUGGUAAAACGGAAAGUUCAUUGAAACAUCGGGUUAGCCUGAGUGGAGGUGGUUAUAUGAAUGAAAGCCAAUCAGAUAUGAUCAGUUCAACUGGUCAUUCAGGGUCAGUUAAAGGUGCCUUAAAUAAACAAUCUGGUGAUUCAAGUAACGGUACUUUCUCAAUGAUUAUCCAAGAUAAUCCAUACUCAAAGGCGUUAAGUGUCACGAUUGCUGUUGGCUGUUCCCUCCUUAUCCUUAAUAUAUUGGUCUUUGCUGGAGUUUUUCUUCAUCGAGAUCGAACCUAUCGAAGUGGUCAAAAUCCUAGAUGGGUGAAUCGUUCAAAUUGUCCUUCCGAUACUCGGCCCAUUCAUUAUAAGCAAACAAGUCGAGUUAAAUUUACCAAAGUGAAUGAUGACCAAGGUCCAAACUGUAUUCAAUAUUGUCAUCAUACUAUUGGUCAACCAACAGCUGAUAAUUUAAUUACCUCAAAUACCUGCACUGGUUAUGAUAAUCAUUCCCAUCCAACUCAGUAUCAAACAUCACCUUCACCAAAUACACCACCUGAUAAUUGCACUGGACAUUUAGCUAAUCAUCACUGUCCAGAUCAUGGUACUAGUACUGAUCAAUGUAACUGUCCACUGGUCAAUUUAGCUUAUUAUGUUUGUGAUUGUGCUGAAGCUCAACAUCAAUUAGCCACAACUGGUCAACAGCAACAUAUUUGUAAACCAAUUGAAAUCAGACAACAUGAAGAGGACAAACAAUUAACUAUCAACAACAACAAUGGUAUUAAUUGUGAUCAAUUUGAGACAACUCAACAAUUAAUAGAAAAUUAAAUUAACUAACUAAUCUAAAUAAUACAUUUUUGUACAUAAAAUCACAAUGAGCUAUUAAUUAAUCAGAUUUAAUUGAUGUAAAAUAUUGUUUAUUUUGUUACUCACUUUUUUUGCUAAUCACAAUCAAAUUAAAACUUUACUGAUUUUAACUAAUGAUUAAUUUGAUGGAUUAAAGAUUUGAUAUAAACAAUUAACCUUUCUCAUUGAAG
Messenger RNA from Panonychus citri (citrus red mite), 3102 nucleotides. RefSeq names its product neuroligin-4, X-linked-like. Bases 41 to 2893 code for a protein of 950 amino acids. Gene Ontology annotation, cellular component: cell surface; postsynaptic membrane; synapse. Gene Ontology annotation, molecular function: signaling receptor activity; neurexin family protein binding. The record is from RefSeq and is a predicted model, not a curated record. Gene Ontology annotation, biological process: chemical synaptic transmission; neuron cell-cell adhesion; modulation of chemical synaptic transmission. The transcript is spliced from 9 exons. Lineage: Eukaryota; Metazoa; Arthropoda; Arachnida; Trombidiformes; Tetranychidae.